GUUUCCUGGGCUAGGCAGGAGAUGAAUAGUCCCACUCAGAUCAUGGAAUGCGCAGACAAUAUCAUUUGGUGACCAGAGUCGCCUGAAGCCAAUUGCGUUGCUACUCUCAUCAUUCACUUUCAAUUGUGCUUGGUAGCGAAAUUCCUACGGACAGGUGGACGUCCAUUGGCUGACGCACCUUGGCAGUCCUACCCCAAGCUCAUGUACGAAGGAGCCGUACCUGCCCUGUGCUUUCCUCCUUCCUCAACUCGAAAUAACCUCGGGUCCAUCAUCAGUCCACCCCACUAUCACCAUCAACGACCUAGACUUCAUCCCUCUUCCCCAUCCCAGCUCCCGCCUUCCAUUUCACUACCGCAACGCCGGCAUCGAAUCCACCGUACUUCUUUGAAGCCGGAUUCCAAUCCAAAUUUCGGAAGAAUAGGCCAAGUCAAAGUCACGCCCUGAAACGGGGAUUCUCUCACAAUGCUCUUCAUCGGUCUAACAGGCUCCAUCGCAACGGGCAAGUCAACCGUUUCCUCCAUUCUCUCCAACCCUCCUUACUCCAUUCCCCUCAUCGACGCCGAUGUUCUCGCCAGGAAAGUCGUCGAACCCGGAUCAAAUGGAUAUGCCGCUAUCGUGAAGCACUUCCUCCCCACAACCCCGGACCUCCUCGUCCCGGUCUCAGAGACCAUGCCCGAGGCCGGCCCCGACGGCAAAGGACGACCACUCAACAGACCCGCCCUCGGCAAGCGCGUCUUCGGAGACACGGAAGAGCUCAAAAAGGACCGUGCCGUACUCAAUGGUAUCGUUCACCCGGCCGUUCGCUCUGAGAUGUACAAGGCCAUCCUCCGCGCCUACGUCACCGGUCACUGGGCUGUUCUCCUCGACGUUCCCCUAUUAUUCGAAAGCAGCCUCGACCGUCUCUGCGGCACCGUGCUUGUCGUUGCCGUCAAGGACCCCGAGGUACAGAUGCAGCGUCUCAUGGCCCGCGAUCCCCAUCUCAGCCGCGAAGACGCCGAGAACCGCGUGCUCAGCCAGACGGAUGUGAGACUCAAGGCGCGGAGAUGCGAGGCCAGAGGUGAGGGCAAGGGCGUCGUACUAUGGAACGACGGCUCCAAGGAAGAUCUGAAGAGAGACAUUGGCGAGGCUAUCCGUCACGUUCAGGCCUCCAGCCCAGUGUGGUGGAGCUGGUUGCUCCUGGCGUGUCCACCAGCGGCAGCAGCCCUCGGGGCCUGGCGAUUUUGGCAGAAUGUCCGCAUCAACAAGGCAUGGGCGGAGCAGGAGAGAAUUGAGAAGGCAAAGUUGUAGGCCGACUCUCGACAACCACAGUACAAGCACAAUCCCGAUGACCACAUCCCCGGGUUCACUCGUAAUCUUGAAUGAAGGCAAGUGUCUCACGGGUUUUGGCUUCACGAAUGAGCUUCAUUGCCCCGUUUCAUUGGUGCGGUAUCGCAUGACCGGGCAUCGGGAGGCGAUGUAUCACUUGGCCUCUUUCCUACGAACGUUGUUUCUGCCAGAAGCAGGUUUCGGGCGACAGCGUCAUGAAAUGCUUCAAGAAGGGGUUCAAAUUCUUCGAAGUGAGGGCCAGUAUAAAGGUAAAUAGCACUUGUCAUCCGGUGAGAUGGCUCCCCUGCAAAUGUUCACACUCGACUUCUGUCCUUUUGAGAGAGAGAGAUAUUCUCCAGAUACAUCUGAUACAUAAUGAAACACCUGAUGAAGACU
Colletotrichum phormii is the source of this 1701-nucleotide messenger RNA. Its product is annotated as dephospho-CoA kinase. The coding region runs from base 463 to 1287 and encodes 274 amino acids. Gene Ontology annotation, molecular function: dephospho-CoA kinase activity; ATP binding. The record is from RefSeq and is a predicted model, not a curated record. Gene Ontology annotation, biological process: coenzyme A biosynthetic process. NCBI's taxonomy places the organism in Eukaryota, Fungi, Ascomycota, Sordariomycetes, Glomerellales, Glomerellaceae. The transcript has a single exon.